AUUAUUUGUUUGAGCUGUUACAUUUGUUGAUUGCUUACAGAUCGUUAUUUAAUUUGUUAAUUCAUGAAUAACAAUAACAGCUUGGUGACACAAAGAGUCAGUGGCGCUGGUCGUGGCAAUUUGGAUAGAGCUUUGCGCUCAUAUUACCAUGGUGAUAAUGAGCUCAAUCAAUAUUUUGAACAAUCGCUUGUGACCCAGGGCGCCGCGAAGUUGUGCGGCAAUGCUGCAUUAUCAGCGCUAGCGGAUGAGACCGGAAAUGGGAAUGAAAAUGAACAAGUCACAAAACAUGUUUGUGAUGAUGUUGAAUUCACCUAUUUGACGCCAUCAUCUAAGAGAGCGGCUCUCGAUGUGUUGGCUGCCAUAUUUAAAAACGAGGAUUUGAAUGUCGUCCGCUUUUUGGUGAUCUGUGAGCAGGCGGAUGAGGCAGCCGAUUGGAUGCAAGAGUUGGGCAGGCGCAGCGUUGGCUGCCUUUUGUUAAACGAGCCCAAAAAGUUUAUUGACUGCGUCCGCUUGUGGACUGACGGCUCACUUAACUCGGUGCUGAUUGUAUGCGAUCUUGUGUUGGAGCUGCUUGUGCAGUGUAGAUCUUUGAGAGUCAACUACUUGAUACACUCGACACAGCCAUUGCCGCAUGUGUUUCAAAAGCGUCUCGAUGCCUUGAUACCGAUACCACGCAAGGGCAUACAAGUGCUGGUCCUCAGAUGCCCGGCAGCGAACCAGUUGCAAUAUAUAGCUGCAGAACAAGUGUCUCCCAAAGCCGCAGCAUCGAACGGUCGGGCAAGCAUAAGUCUAUCGGAGCUGAGUGCAACAGCAACAUUAGCAGCAUCAACUAAAAAACGUAGCCCAAUGCUAAAUAAAGAGUAUUCAGUCGAAGAUGCGUUGCCUGGCUCGGAUGCAAUACCCCAAACCAUGUCAAGCCCUACGCCCUCUGACACAUCAACAUCUUCUGAUGCAUUCGAUCCUGCUCACAAAUCGCUCACUCUGCAACCCGGUGAAGAGCAGUUCGAUACGGCCACCGGCUGUGUUCACACAUAUAACAACUUCGGCAUCUUUGCCUGGAGUCGGUCGGAACAAAUUUCGUGCUUUAACAUAAGUGAAGUGGCCGCAAUUGGACCGACCAUCAAGGCAGCCAUGCAAGUGCUUAACAUUGGACAUGCCCGCGCCAAAAGUGUGCAGCGCUACGCCUGGACGCAUGUAGCUGCUGGUCGCUCCAUGUGCGCAAUCGGCAAUGAGUCAAUUGGCAAAACAUGGUGCUAUUUGCCCACGCUGUGUCAGCGCAAUAUUCAGGAGUCGAAGAAUCGUAAAUUCGACGGCAGCGACUAUGGCCCCAGCAGCAUUAUCCUAUGCGCAAAUGCUCAGCAGGGCGAGCAAAUUGGUAAAUGGUGCUUGGACCUGCUGGGCAUGCAGCGCGACGAUAUGGAGCACGUGAUCAAGUUAUUCAAGCAUACCAGUGCUUACGUGGUUGCCCAACGUAUGACACGUCCCUGCGGCAUUUUAAUUACAACUGUGGAGCAGCUAGGGCACAUAUAUCAAUUGCAUAGCAAGUCGGUGCCCAUUUUUAAUCCGCGCGUCUUACGCUGUCUCGCCUUUGAUGGCAUCGAUAUCAUGUGGCGUAACAGCCGAAUCCCUUGCGAGAAAGUUACACAAUGGCUAUUUAAUAUUCUGCGCUUCGAGGAAGGCCACGCUCAGCUGUUCGUCGUUGGACGUUUGUGGAUCGAACGGUUUAUGUGUCGUGUCUUACCAAAAUUGCCUGAUGUGUUGCUCUUGUUCGAGGAUGCGCUAGAAGCCACUGUAUUUAACGGCCUGAAACUGGAAAUGCUGACAACAAAGCCCCAUCAACAUGACCAGGAUAUAUUGGCUUUGCUGCAGAACAAAAAACUAGAUGAGCUUCGCGUGGUGCUAGCAUGCCAAGGCAAACCUGACGCAUCGAAGCUAAGCAAACUACUUUCCGACGCGAACAUCAGUAGUAUAAUAAUAGACAAACAAGAUCGAUGUUCAGAGAUCGCAUAUGCCGAAUGGUCCAAAAAACGUAAGGCCAGCGUGUUAAUUACCAUUGACGAUGUGGUUCCCAAAUUGCGAAGCGGGAGUAUUGACUGUUUAAUCCACUACGACUAUAACAACUGGCCACGUUUUAAGGCACGCUUCAGCCUGUUCUAUGGUAAUUACAAAACACAAACAAAAAACUCCACUACUGCAGCCAUAUCCAUAAUGCAUGUUGGUCUUGGUGAUGUUGAGCAAACAUGGCUUAUAUGCGAUUUUAUGCUGAAGCACAAUCGUUCUCCGCCCGACUCCUACAUGUCUAUGCUGACGGAAUAUCGCAGGAAUUGCGAACUCGAUCAACCGCGUUCUAAUUUGCCGCUGUGCCGCCAUCUGAUGGCCUAUGGCAACUGCUAUCGUCACACGUGCCAAUAUCGGCACAUCUUGUGGGAUUUUGAGACGGUGCCACCGGAUCACCAUCCAAAAAAAGGAGAUAUGGAAUUCUACGUGCUUGCAAGCGUAACGCCAGCCCAAACUGCUGCCAAGCUAACUAAGGACAAAAUUGCGAAAUACUUUUUUAGCAUGCCCGUUACCAAGCUGGGCGAAAGCAUUCAAUUGCACUACGAGAAUCCGCUCAAUCGACAAGUGCAUUUGAAUCCCAAGGUUGGCGAUAUAUGCGUGUUAAAGCUAAACAAGCUAUAUCAACGGGUGGGAGUCACACGCAUGAAUACUGGAGGUCAAUGUGAUGUCAGACAACUAGAUGCUGGCGUUGAGUUUUCAUUGAUACACAAAUCGGAGCUGCUUGUGUGCGAUGAGAAGUUUAAGGACGCAUCCUUUGAGGCCUACGACCUGCGCAUCACUGGUCUAGCGCCCUUCAAUAUGGAGCGCAUUUGGCCAGAGGAUGCCAAAAGAUUGGUACGCCGCAAAUUCUUCAAUCGACUUUUGGGAAAGCCAUGUCGCACUUUUACUGCUAAGGUCGAUUUUGCUUUUCAUGAAAUCAUUUUCGUGGAGAAUGUGUACGACGAUGCCGGCAAUGACCUGAAAAGUUUUGUGCUCAAAAAUAUUCCCGUACUCCUAGAUAAAGAUGUGAAGACGCGCCUGCAAAAUGUGGUUUCCACAGCCAAGCCGUUUUGUUAUGAAGAGCUCGCAAAUCCUGCGAGUCCUUAAGAAUUUGAAUCUCUUGCAAUUAUAUCAAACUAUUUGCUCAUAUUUACAUUUAUCCAAAGACUGCCAUUUGGCAACAUUGGGCGCAAAUUUUUAAAUUGUAAAACUUGACUAUUUAUUUCCUUGUUUGUGAUUAUACAUUUUGUAAACCGUACGAUGCUUAAGUAAGAACCAAACAGUUUUAACGUUA
Drosophila novamexicana is the source of this 3331-nucleotide messenger RNA. It is a transcript of the gene fs(1)Yb, whose product is annotated as putative ATP-dependent RNA helicase SoYb. Gene Ontology annotation, molecular function: metal ion binding. Bases 64 to 3144 code for a protein of 1026 amino acids. Lineage: Eukaryota; Metazoa; Arthropoda; Insecta; Diptera; Drosophilidae. Gene Ontology annotation, biological process: germ-line stem cell division; transposable element silencing. The record is from RefSeq and is a predicted model, not a curated record. The transcript is spliced from 4 exons.